This is a messenger RNA of Scomber japonicus (chub mackerel), 2501 nucleotides long. It is a transcript of the gene pdxdc1, whose product is annotated as pyridoxal-dependent decarboxylase domain containing 1. NCBI's taxonomy places the organism in Eukaryota, Metazoa, Chordata, Actinopteri, Scombriformes, Scombridae. The record is from RefSeq and is a predicted model, not a curated record. Gene Ontology annotation, cellular component: intracellular membrane-bounded organelle. The transcript is spliced from 22 exons. Gene Ontology annotation, biological process: carboxylic acid metabolic process. Gene Ontology annotation, molecular function: pyridoxal phosphate binding; carbon-carbon lyase activity. The coding region runs from base 52 to 2409 and encodes 785 amino acids.
ACACACACACACACACACACACACACACACACACACACACACAUAUUUUAGAUGAUGGUGGACGUCACGCUGGCUCAAGUGGGCAAGAAUCUGACUGAAGCCAUGAGGAUCCUGGGUGACGGACAGAGAGCGCUGGAGGCAGGAACAGAGACACGGCGCUUUAGUAGAACCAGCAUUCCUGGACCCCUGCAGGGAGAUGGUCAGGAUGUUGCCACUAUACUGCACCUUGUUCACAGCCUCAUUCAUGAAGAGGAGGAGGAAGAGGGGAAGGCAAACCAGCAUAGGAUGCAGAAUGUGGGUGAACAGGGUCACAUGGCGCUGCUGGGUCACAGCCUGGCAGCCUACAUCUCAGUGUUGGACAGAGAGCGACUGCGGAAGCUGACCACUCGGAUCCUGUCUGACACCACGCUGUGGCUCUGCAGACUGUUCAGGUAUGAGAGUGGUUCAGCCUACUUCCAUGAAGAUGACAGGGACGGUCUUGUCAAAGUGUGUCGGCUUGUCAUCAAUGCCCGUUAUGAAGAAUAUGCCUCUGAGGGCUAUGCAGUCCUCAGCUCCAAACAGCCAGUCAUCUACCAGAGUGCCUCCUGCAGGCCUGGUCUGGGACAGCAUCUGUGCAGCCAGCUCGGCCUGCCUCUCUCCAGUUUGUGCACAGUCCCAUGCAACACCAUCUUUGGAUCCCAACACCAAAUGGAUGUUGCUCUGUUGGACAAACUAAUCAAAGAGGAUGUAGAUGCUGGGAAACUUCCUUUGCUGUUGAUCGCCAACGCAGGUACCCCUGGUGCUGGCCAUACAGACAAGCUGGGUCGUCUGAAGGAGCUGUGUGAUCAGUACAACAUGUGGCUCCAUGUGGAGGGAGUCAACCUGGCAACUCUGGCACUGGGUCAGGCUACCUCUGCUGUUGUGGCAGCAACCAAAAGUGACAGCAUGACGCUGACGCCGGGUCUGUGGCUGGGACUGCCUGCUGUAACUGCUGUCACCCUCUACAGACAUGAAGACCCAGCACUGUCUCUGGCAGCAGGUUUGACCUCCAGCCAGCCAGUGGAGAAGCUACGAGCGCUGCCUCUCUGGCUCUCUCUGCAGUACCUCGGUCACAAUGGAAUCGUCCAGAAGAUCAGACACGCCACUUCUCUGAGCCAGCAACUGCUGCAGAAGUUAAAAAGUCUGACCUCCAUCAAAACAUCGGUGGAAGAUGAACUCAACUCUCCUGUGGUGCUAUUCAAGUUUUCCCAGGAAAUGAGUGCUGCAUCCAGUGGGGGGUCAGUGGAGGGUUACUGCGCUGGUGAGAAAGAGGUGCUUGAUACCUUCAACAGAUGGCUGGGUGAGCAGCUGGCCCAGCUUGUUCCCAACAGUGGGAUAGAUGUAGUGGAGCUUGAAGAUGAGGGUACCUGUGUUCGUUUCAGCCCCCUCCUAACUGCUGCAGUUCUGGGGACCCAGCAGGAGGAUGUGGAGGACCUGGUGGAGAAGCUAUCAGAGCUGGUGCCUAUGAUGAACUCCACAAUGUCCCUCAGACAAGACUUCAGAGAGGAGACCCACCGACACGCACCUUCCAUCAGAUAUAUGGAGGAGCUCAGCUGGCCUGGCCUGGGAGCUGUCCAGUACGUGCCACAGACUGAAGAAAUGGAUGAGGGCCGGACACAGCAGGAGCUGAAGAAAAUCAACACUGAGCUGCUGAAGAAACUACAAGAGCUUGACACUGACAUCAUCUUCUCCACAGGCCCUGAGUUUGGGACAGAGGACUGUGUCUUUGUGAGCAUGGUAACUGAAGAUGUGGACGUUUCAGAACUGGUGGACACCAUAGCUGCUCUGGGGAGGGACAUAGAGGAGAGUGGAAGGCUAUUGGAGAACAUGACAGAGGUGGUGAGGAAAGGCAUCCUGGAGGCAGAGCUGCAGCUGCAAAAAGCCAAUGAGGAGAAACUCAUGGAAGAGGGGAUGCUAAGACAACUUCCUGUGGUUGGCUCUGUGUUAAACUGGUUCUCUCCAGUUGAAAGCUCCAUUAAGGGCAGGACCUUCAACCUGGCUGCAGGUUCUCUGGACUCGACAGAGGGGACAUACUCCACUAAGGCCCAGGCAGGCAGGCCUCUCCAACAAGACUCUCCCACCUCCUCAUCAAAGAGACUGCCAGGUCAGAGGUUAUUCCGGCGCUCAGGAGCAGGCUCUGACUCCUUCAGUGAAACUAGCUCUGUCGGACACACUGAGGAGAUGAGCAGGGAAGGCGGUACCACCCUGAGCAGUAGCCUUCACCCCCCCACCCCUCCACCUGUACCUGAGGAAGACUUGCAGAGUACGUGUGACGCCGUACCAAAGGAAGCUGAGGAGUUGAGUGUGCAGGAGAACACACAGGUGGAGGCUGAAGAGGCCUCAGAGGAGAGGAACCCUGAAGGCCAAGAGGUGGAGCAGAGCAGAGGAUAGGACCACUCUUUCUACAAGUGUCCUCCAGCCGUCCUCUAAAUGGUACCAGCCUAACAGAUGUUAAAAAAAGAAAUGUUAUUAUGUUGUGAAUC